Messenger RNA from Apiotrichum porosum, 393 nucleotides. RefSeq lists its product as uncharacterized. The record is from RefSeq and is a predicted model, not a curated record. Lineage: Eukaryota; Fungi; Basidiomycota; Tremellomycetes; Trichosporonales; Trichosporonaceae. The coding region runs from base 1 to 393 and encodes 130 amino acids. The transcript has 2 exons.
AUGCCGAAUACCCACACCGCCAAGACCGACGAACUCGCCGACGCCGUCAAACAGCUCAAUGACCCCAAUGUACUGUCCUGCUUCUUGACGUUUUUCGCCUGCAAUCCCGCUGCCGAUCAGACCCCUGUUGCCCACCCGUCCCCAGUCGCUCAACGGAAACGUCGCCCCACGCAUGGGCCCACCUCGACGGCUCCACGAUGCUCCAAGCGCAUGAGGAUGGAUGACUCGGUGUCGGUGCCCACUGAAGACGAUGGGGAGUCGGACGACGAGUCAGAAGACGAGACACGGAACUUCAUCGAGUACCUGUACGACGUGCGACGCAAAGCGACCACCUCGCUGCUGCGUACGGUCAUGCCUGGCCCGAGGAGUUUGAAGACUGGUUUUGUGCGCUGA